UGGGCUGCGCUGCAGUUCAAGAACGAUACAAACGCUCUUCCUUACAAUUUCGGCGCGCUUAUUCAUCUGAUAUAAUUUCUUUUAUAAUUAAUAACUUGAUAAUUAUUGCAAAACGCAUAUUGCAAAACAGCAUGGGACUUAUUUAUUCGCCUUAAUCUGUUCUACAUUUUCACGAACUGAGCCAGUGAGGCGAUAGGUAAAGUGUACAGGUUGCAGUCGUUAGUCGAGAAUUGGAGCUAAAUCUGAUCAGAUCUACAAGCACAAUGCUGAUCAAAUUUUCCGAGCAAGAGACUGUGGUACCAAACACCUUCACCGGGAUGCUGAGGGAAACUCUUUUCGUUUUCGCGGCAUUUAUCGUGCUUGCUGGUGCAACCAUAGUCAAUGACUGCGACAAUGGAAUACAAUUGGAGGAUAGUAUUCAGGUCACAGUAUCCGGCUGUAGAAAACCUAUCUGUAUAUUGAAGCAGAAUACCACCGUUACCAUACAAAUCAAAUUCAAGCCUAAGAAACAGAUCCAGCGUAUGGACAACGCUGUGAGCGCAUUUAUUUUCAAUGUGCCCCUAUCGUUUGUAGGGGUCGAUGGAACAAAUGCCUGCGACAACAUUUAUAACGCUGAUGGUAGCAAAGCUGGGUGCCCAUUGCAGGAAGGCGUGGAAUAUACCUAUAAAAAUAGUUUCGAUGUGUUGGCUUUUUAUCCUAAGGUUUCACUGACUGUACUUUACGCAUUGAAAGAAGGUAACGAUCAAGUAUUAUGCUUCGAAAUACCAUUAAAAAUUACGAAAUGAUCUGUUUUUUGUUACGGACCUGCACAUGCUAUAAUUAAAGGUCACAGUAUGAGUAGCCAAAACGAUCUGGAUUCGAUCAUUUAAUGUUUAUAUCAUUUAAUUUAUCACGAUUAUGCUGUAUUGUAUGCGAAAAUAAUUGUCUCCAUUUCGAGAUUUUAUGUGUGUGUAUGU
Molecule: messenger RNA, 956 nt
Organism: Harpegnathos saltator (Jerdon's jumping ant)
Lineage: Eukaryota; Metazoa; Arthropoda; Insecta; Hymenoptera; Formicidae
Product: NPC intracellular cholesterol transporter 2 homolog a
Exons: 4
Coding region: 264-785 (173 amino acids)
Biological process (GO): sterol transport
Molecular function (GO): sterol binding
Source: RefSeq, a predicted model, not a curated record